AUGUCGCUCAAAGAGAAGGACCUUGAAGCCGAGCGAAAGGAGCAUAUCUUGUUCGACGACAAAAGCUAUGGCGGUAGAGACGAUCGUGUCAACGUCGAAGAUGCUAUAGAUCCAGCGAAUGACUCCUCGAGACCAGCAUCGUCACCCAUCGAAAGGGACGACAAGGAAACACGUCGCAUCAUUCGAAAGAUAGAUCUCAGGCUUUUACCAACGCUCGCUGUCAUAUAUGCCUUCGCGCUCAUUGACCGCGUUAAUCUUCCUAAUGCGCGUAUCGCAGGUAUGGAUGAGGACCUGGGCCUCUCCAUCGGUUCACGCUACUCGAUCCUUACUAUGAUCUUCUUCAUACCGUAUAUAAUCUUCCAGUUUCCGGCAAACAUAAUCAUUCGAAAACUCGGCCCUGCCGUAUGGCUACCAUCUUUGGUCAUUUGCUGGGGCGCUGUGACAAUCGGCAUGGGCUUUACUAACGACUGGACGCAAGCACUAGGAUGCCGAGUCAUACUGGGUGUGCUCGAAGCUGGCUACUAUCCUGGCUGUGUCUUUCUACUGAGCUGUUGGUAUGUGAGGUUUGAAGUGCAAAAGAGAUUCAGUGGGUUCUACCUACUAGCGCUCCUUGCAAGUGGUUUCUCAAACAUCCUGGCUUGGGGACUGAGCGAGAUGCGAGGCCUAGGAGGGCUGAACGGAUGGCAAUGGAUCUUCGCAAUCGAGGGUGCAAUCACCGUUCUACUAGGCUUCAUGGGCUACCUAACUAUAAUAGACUUUCCCGACAAAGCCAGCCAGCCCAGCCCGAUCACGAAACGCCCUUUCUUAACCCCCGCGGAAGCCAACAUAAUUCUGUCCCGCAUUCAACGCGACCGCGGCGAUGCCGUCGCUGACAAGCUCACUUGGCCAACCAUCGCCAAACAUCUCCGCGACUGGAAGAUCUGGGAGUUCGCAUGGCUCUACUUCCUCAACAACGUCGUCGCAUACAGCUGGGGAUACUUCCUGCCAAUCAUCCUCCGCAACGACAUGGGUUACUCUGUCGCCAUGAGCCAGAUCCUGUCUUUCCCGCCAUAUGUCCUGGCUGCCGCUUGGAUGUUCGGUACGGCAUGGGUCGCCGACAAAUAUAGGAUGCGCGGUGCAAUCAUCGUAUUCAACUGCGCAUGGGCAGUCUUGGGAGUAUGCAUGAUGGCUUUCCUCAGCAACGCUCGCGCACGGUAUGCCGGAGUCUUUCUAGGCGUCAGUGGUGCGAACGCGAAUGUGCCGAGCAUAUUGAGCUAUAUGCACAACAACAUCGUGGGUCAGAUGAAGAGGAGUGUUGCGAGUGCGUUGUUGAUCGGAGGUGGAGCUUGCGGAGGUAUCGCAGCGUCGAACAUCUUCCGACAACAGGAUGCGCCGAAGUACAUACCCGCCAUGGCUGUUGUUAUCGCUACCCAAGUCUUGAGCAUAUUACAUGUGCUGAAAAACUUCUGGGUCUACUCACGAGCCAACCGCCAGGCUGAUCGCGCAGAGAGGAUUCUGGAGGGCCAAGAAGGCUUCCGACAAACGCUGUAA
Molecule: messenger RNA, 1530 nt
Organism: Alternaria conjuncta
Lineage: Eukaryota; Fungi; Ascomycota; Dothideomycetes; Pleosporales; Pleosporaceae
Exons: 5
Coding region: 1-1530 (509 amino acids)
Biological process (GO): transmembrane transport
Cellular component (GO): membrane
Molecular function (GO): transmembrane transporter activity
Source: RefSeq, a predicted model, not a curated record